ACCAUGAUUGGAUGGAUUGAAUUUGAUGUGUGAUUUUCUGGUCUAUCCAAUUUUUGGUCCACAAAAACUGCACUUUUGCACUUUCUCUCUCUUCACAGACUUCUUCUAUCUUUUUCCUUGUUUUUGGUUAAGUAUCUUUUUUGUUUUCACCUUGUUGUAGUGCAUUGAGUUCAGCUGCUGAAGAGUUCAGGUGAUUCAUGUGGAAAUGUUUGAGAUUUGAGAAGUUGGACAAUUAUGUGUAUUAUAUGCUGUUUCAGAAAUAGAAAGAGAAGAGGCUAAAUAUAUAUAUGAAGAGAGGGAAUGAUGGGGAGAAAAUUAUGGGGCCUAUGUUUCCUAGGCUUCAUGUGAAUGAUACUGAGAAGGGAGGGCCAAGAGCACCACCGAGGAACAAGAUGGCCUUGUAUGAGCAGCUUAGCAUCCCUUCUUCACACAGGUUCAGCCUGGCGCAUAAUCCGAGUGCCGGUUUGGUACAGGGUGGUGGAAAUGGCAGGGGAAUGUUUUUUGCUCGGCAACUACAUCCUAUGCACCCAUCUGAGAUGCAAUACAGCCAGUAUUCUGAAUUAAGCACUCCACUGGCACAACUGGAGCAAAGAAAGAAAGUGGAUGAAGACGACUAUACGGUUCCUGUUUUCAUCCAGCCUGUACCUGCAAAAAUCGAUAAAUAUAGCAACCGCAUACGCCAGCAGAAGUUUUCACCCUCCGAUCCUCCUCAUCCUUCGUUGAAGUUCCAAAAGGCCAAAGGAACGGGCAUGUUUCAGCAUAGUGUAGGACAAGAAGAGGGAAGCAAGAAGGGAGAAAAUUCGAAUCAGUCUGUGUCUUGCCAGAAGCAAACCGUUUCGUCUGUUAGUCAUGAUCCAGGAACUAGAUUAAGGACUGAUGAUAGUGGACAGCAAGAGCUCUGUGCUGAGUCGCGACUUUACAAUGAUGGUCAGGAUAGGGCUAACAUGGCAGCUGCAGCGAAAACAAAUUCAUCUGAUUCAGAGGAAGCUUCACUGUUGGGAGAGGAGAAUAUGGUCCAUGAUCUUAGUGAUGACACGGGAUCUCAUGUAGAUGAGUCUAGUAGGCAUCCGCAAAUAGGGAGCUUGGAGAGGGGCAACAGUGUUUCUGAAUCAUCCAUUUUGAAUACUGAAUCUGCCCUGGAUAUAACACCAGACGAUAUUGUAGGUAUAUUAGGCCAGAAGCAUUUCUGGCAAGCGAGAAGAGCUAUCAUGAAUCAGCAAAGAGUUUUUGCAGUUCAAUUAUUUGAGUUGCAUAGAUUGAUAAAGGUUCAGAAAAUGAUUGCUGCAUGGCCAAAUCUUUUAGUCGAGGACUCGGGUUUUGUCAACAAACCUACGACACCAAUACUCGGGAAGAAACGGCCUCUGGAUUCGAAGGAAAAAUGCAACUCAGAUACUCCAUGUCACAAGAAAGAACGCUCUGCUGAAAACAGUCUUGAGAAAGUGCCCUUUUCUGCAGCUCAAAACGAGGUUCCGCCUUCAAGCUGCAGGCCGUCUGCCAUCACAAGCAACGACCCUAACAAUGCUCGAACCCCUCUUGUCAAUCAUGCGGAAGGGCACCAGUGGUUGAUUCCUGUGAUGUCUCCUUCAGAAGGACUGGUAUACAAGCCAUAUCCAGCGCCCGGAUUUCCUGGCCAAGGUUGUGGCUCGGGGCCAAAUCCGGCAACAGGUGGCUUCCUGGCUCCUGUAUUUACUGCAAUGCCCCAAUACCCUUUUCCUUCGUUGCAUCCGUAUGCGCCUCAUGGCUACUUCCCGUAUGGCAUGCCGAUGAUGAGUCCCCACUCUGUAGCUGCCAUGCCUACUGAGAAUAACUCGGAUGGGCUGGACCGGCAUCUGUCUGAGGAGAUUGAAGUGCAAUGGAGCAGUUCUAGCAGCCCAAGUGAGAGACAGCCUAGUAGCAGUGUGGAGGCAGCAAACAUUCUUCCAGUCCUCCCUACACAGUCUCGAACUUGGGUUCGUACCCCUCGGGUGAUCAAGGUUGUGCCGCGCAAUGGUGUAUCAGCGUCUGAAUCUGCUGCAAGAAUUUUCCAGUCCAUUCAAGAAGAAAGAAUGCAGCAUGAUUCAAUGUAACUUUUUUGCAACUUCAUUCAUUUUGGUUAUAUCUGCAAAUUCUUGGAAAAAUGUAGUAGUAUGUAUGUGUUAAUCUGUGAUUUUCUUUUUCUAACAUGUGACCAGAAUUAGUGGUAUUUCAUUUUGAUCAAAUGUGGGGUGAUUGGCGUUUGAUGAAUGCAAAGUGUAAACCCAAUAAUUAGUAUUGUGAGUA
Molecule: messenger RNA, 2259 nt
Organism: Salvia hispanica
Lineage: Eukaryota; Viridiplantae; Streptophyta; Magnoliopsida; Lamiales; Lamiaceae
Product: protein EARLY FLOWERING 3-like
Biological process (GO): regulation of photoperiodism, flowering
Source: RefSeq, a predicted model, not a curated record